This is a messenger RNA of Aspergillus mulundensis, 1104 nucleotides long. Its product is annotated as transcription factor domain-containing protein. The coding region runs from base 1 to 1104 and encodes 367 amino acids. The transcript is spliced from 3 exons. Gene Ontology annotation, cellular component: nucleus. NCBI's taxonomy places the organism in Eukaryota, Fungi, Ascomycota, Eurotiomycetes, Eurotiales, Aspergillaceae. Gene Ontology annotation, molecular function: transcription cis-regulatory region binding; DNA-binding transcription factor activity, RNA polymerase II-specific. The record is from RefSeq and is a predicted model, not a curated record. Gene Ontology annotation, biological process: regulation of DNA-templated transcription.
AUGCAGCUGGGGCUUCAUCGUCCAGUGCAGGCUGAGGAGUUUACGACGUUCCGGAUGGAAGGUCAAGGGGAGGCCGUAAAGGAUCGACUACAGACAUGGGUCAUAUGCAACAUCGUCGCCCAGAAUGUUGCCACGGGAUACGGACAACCGCCAGGAACGAUCUACGAUUGGGCUCUUGAACCGGCGUCUCUUCGGGAUGCGGAUUAUCACCCUUCAGAGGACUUGCGGACACGGCUACUCAUUGAAAAGUUCUGUGACCGAGUAACGAAAUCUCUCUACAGCAGCAGACCAGACCCUGCGGAGUUCAUCAGCUCGGAAAAGCUUCUGAUCUCGCAGCUUCUGGAAAAUGAGCUCCGGGAAAUGGAGCUUGACUUCGGCAGAAGUAUCUCUGCCAUAAACAUGAUUCAUCUGCGAGCUGCGGAAUUACAUUUGCGGUAUUUUGUGUUUCUGGGUUCCAACGCACGAAGUGACGACUUGACGAAGCUUUUCAUCGCGACCACGUCAUUCCUUGGUCGAGUAUUAGACCUUGAAACCUCGCCGGGCGAACUCAUUGGCCAUGCAACAAACUACAUCCUGCAAAUGAUUGUGUCAGCAGCAUUUGCGCUCAUGAAGCUAUUGAAAAGCGACUUCCGACGACACAUUGAUUUCGAGCACGGGAAAUUAUUAUUCAAUGGGGCCAUCUCGGCGCUGAGGAGGAUUAGUGUGAUGGACCACGACCGGCCUGUUCGCCUCGCAGAUAUUCUGGCGCAAAUGUGGAACGCUGGUGCUCCUGAGGAGUUCGGGGACGAUACUCUACUCCUAAAAGUACGAUGUCGCAUGAGCAUGAGUCACGUUUACGACACGGUUUGGCGCUGGCGGCACCGUUUCCGACCCUUGAAGAGCACCGAAGAUACCCAGGCCAUGGCCUCUAAUCCGAACGUCGCGACGGCGGCAAUUCCUCGGCAGCCGGACGGGUCCCUGGAGGAUCCGGGGUUGAUGUAUGCGCCGAACUUUGACCAGGAAGGGGCGUUCUUCAACGAGGCAGGGUUCUCCGAGGUUUUCGACUCCCUGAACUGGGUCUUUGAUGGGUUCCCUGAUACAUUUCCCGCCCCACCGGCCUUGUAG